This is a messenger RNA of Pseudogymnoascus destructans, 1851 nucleotides long. RefSeq lists its product as uncharacterized. Bases 33 to 1679 code for a protein of 548 amino acids. The transcript is spliced from 2 exons. The record is from RefSeq and is a predicted model, not a curated record. Lineage: Eukaryota; Fungi; Ascomycota; Leotiomycetes; Thelebolales; Thelebolaceae.
AACAGAAAACAGAAAACAGAAAACCGCUCACAAUGUUUCCCGCCAUGGCGGAUCCCAGGAGCGGGAAUGUCUUCGCAACAUGGCAUCUCUUCACCCGCUCCGAGAAGAAGAAUAUGAUGAUCUAUAUGGGAGGAAUUAUGAUUUAUAAAUUCGGCCUCGAAGUCUUUAUCGGCUCCUUCAUCUCGCUCGCAUCGAAUCGCUACGACUACGCCGCCCGCAUCGGCGGAUAUACGCCUGUCACCUUCGGCCGCAUUGGCCUGCUCCAAGGCCUCAACCAGGCCUUCCAGUGCUUCGGCGCCAUCCUCGUCGCACCCCUAGUAAAGCGUUGGGAGACACGCAUUGUCCUCUCCGUCGCCAUCCUCGUCUUCGCGGUCUUCACCACCGUCAUCCUUAUCGUCGACGCUGCAACAGGUGGAACCUUCAAGCCCGCAGGCGCUUCGAACGACGACUUCUCCUAUUAUGGAGACUUCAACACCGACGGCAUGAUUCCCGUCUACUGUAUAACCGGUGUCGUCUACGGCAUGGUCGAGCUCAUCCGCCGCGUCAUCCCACGAGACAUUGUGCGCUCCGACGUGCAAAAGCUCAGACGCCUCGACGCCACCGUGCACAUCUUUUACGAAGUCACCGGCACCGCCGGCGCCUUCACCACCGCCCUCGUGCUCAUCCCCCACCUCGGUAACAACAUGGCCAUCAUCGUCUCCCCGUUCUGCUUCGCCGGUGCCGCGGUCGUCUGGUCCUUCAUCUCGACCGCCGAGCACCCCACUACGGCCCCCAAACUCCGUACCGUCAACAGCCCCUCCUAUCUCUCCCUCCUCUACCAAUCCACGCAACUCUUCUUCGUCUCCAUCAGCACGGGAGCCCGCAUCCUCUUCACGAGCCGCAAAUUCAUCUGGCUCCUCCCCUCCUACUCCCUCGCCCUCUACGCCCACCGCUACCUCGAGAACAACAUCGCCCCGCUGCUCGCGCAGCGCUAUCUCCACAACUCCGCCUGGGCACAGCUCAUCGUCGGCGGAUCGAACUUCGGCGAACUCCUCGGCGCGCUGUUCGUCUUCUUAUUCACUAAUCUCGUUACCACGCCCAUGCCCUGGUUGCGCCUGGACGCCUGCGGGCUGCUGAUCGUGUGGUACCUCGCCUUCUGGCAUCCGACGCCCGGGCAGGUGGGUCAGGCGUGGAUGGUCGCGGCGACGUUCAUCCCGGUAUCGUUUGGAUGGGCUGCGGGGGAUAUUUCCUUAUCCGCCUACCUACAAGCAAUGCUACACCGACAGGAGCACGAGCGCAAAGACGUCAGUGCGCUGGUGACGGUGAUGGCGUUCCUCUACUCGACAUACAUCGUCACCUACUCCAUCUGCUCGCCAUUACUGGGAACAUACAUCGACAAAGUCUCAGCAGCGAAUGGCGGGGACGUACACGAAGCCAUCAAGUACGUCGGAGGUGUGCAGUUUACCAUCAUCUCGUGCACCGUGCUCGCUGCCACAUUUAUUCCUAGGGGCUCCUUCGCCCUUAACCCUGAUAUGCUUGAGGGCGAGGACCUGGAGGCGUAUCGGGCGCGGGAUAUGGAGGAGAGGCCGCCGCCGGUGAAGCAGGAGAAGGUGGUCAAGACGAAGGAGGAGAAGAGGGAGCAGACGGAGAGUAUGAAGGGGUUGAAGGUGGGGCACGACGAUUGGUUUAUGGAUUUGUGAGGACGAUGGAUAUAUAACAACCUUCACACCUUUCGCCACGGACCCCCUCGAUACGAGGGGGUCGGGUAUAUACAAGUAUAAUGGGAGCGGAUUCAACUCGGGAAUAGAGAUAGAUAUUGGGCUGGAGCGAUUUUGGGAGGGGGAUCAACAUUUUUUGGGGCGUUGGAUUAGC